UUCGGACACACACACACACACACACACACACACACACACACACACACACACACACACACACACACACACACACACACACACUCACUCUCUCACACACACACACACACACACACACACACACCGACCGAAGAAAGCGCUCGGUUCAGCCGCCAAACAAGAAGGAAGGAGUCCCGGAGGAACGACUGAAUACCGGAACGAUGGAGUUUCUUAAAGACGAGAAAGAAGACGCGAGUGAUGCAGAAACACACGGAGAGAAAGACACCGACGAGCAGAGAGAGCUGAUGGAAGUGGAAGAGGAAAGCGAAGAACAGAGUGAACUUGAAGAAGAAAGUGAAGAACUGAGUGACAUUGAAGAGGAAAGUGAAGAACUGAGUGAAAAAUCUUCUAAAAAGUAUAAAAAGAAUGUGUCACAAAAGAGAACUCGGAGAAACGGAGCUAGAAAGUCGUGCACCUGCCGUCAAUGUGGAAAGAGUUUCACAUGUAAAGGAAGCCUGAAGGAUCACAUGAGAAUUCACACUGGAGAGAGACCUUUCACAUGCAAGUACUGUGGAAAUGGAUUUAAACAAAGAGCGAGCCUUACAGAACACAUAAGAAUCCACACCGGAGAGAAGCCGUUCAAGUGCACUCAGUGUGAGAGGAGUUUUCGACAAAAAGGAAGCCUUACGGGCCACAUGAGAAUCCACACUCAAGAGAAGCCUUUUACAUGCCAGCAGUGUGGGAAAACUUUUGCACACAACGGAAACUUACAAAUUCACUUAAAAACUCACUCUAAUCAGAAGCCGUUCAUCUGUCCUCAGUGUGGGAAAGGUUUUAAUUUGGCAGGAGGCCUGAAAAGGCAUGAGAACGUUCACAGUGAAGUGAAGCCGUAUCACUGCGCUCCAUGCGGGAGGAGUUUCAGCGAAAUGACCGAACUUAGAAGACAUUUAAAGUCCUUCAUACAUAAUAAAUACAAGCCACUAGAGAAAUUCAUGCUUCAGAGUGGCUUCUCAGCUCAUGGUUUGCCUUCAGGAGUGAACGUGUCAUUCACUAAAACACACUUCUUGCAGUGAAGUUCCUGCUGUUUUAAUAAAAGGGGGAUGAAUGUAUUAAACAAAUAAUUAAAACAUGUCUAUUGCUGUAAACGGAUGGUUUAAAAUUCAGGAGUAACAACAUUUUUAAAUGAAUAAAAUUACUUGUGUAUGUUACCAUUCAAAAACAAGG
Messenger RNA from Onychostoma macrolepis, 1200 nucleotides. Its product is annotated as gastrula zinc finger protein XlCGF49.1-like. Gene Ontology annotation, cellular component: nucleus. The coding region runs from base 198 to 1049 and encodes 283 amino acids. The record is from RefSeq and is a predicted model, not a curated record. NCBI's taxonomy places the organism in Eukaryota, Metazoa, Chordata, Actinopteri, Cypriniformes, Cyprinidae. The transcript has 2 exons.